AUGUGUACCUCAACUGCUCACAUGUGUACCUCAACUGUUCACAUGUGUACCUCAACUGCUCACAUGUGUACCUCAACUGCUCACAUGUGUACCUCAACUGCUCACAUGUGCACCUCAACUGUUCACAUGUGUACCUCAACUGUCCACAUGUGUACCUCAACUGCUCACAUGUGUACCUCAACUGCUCACAUGUGUACCUCAACUGCUCACAUGUGUACCUCAACUGUUCACAUGUGUACCUCAACUGUCCACAUGUGUACCUCAACUGCUCACAUGUGUACCUCAACUGCUCACAUGUGUACCUCAACUGCUCACAUGUGUACCUCAACUGCUCACAUGUGUACCUCAACUGUUCACAUGUGUACCUCAACUGUUCACAUGUGUACCUCAACUGUCCACAUGUGUACCUCAACUGUCCACAUGUGUACCUCAACUGUUCACAUGUGUACCUCAACUGCUCACAUGUGUACCUCAACUGCUCACAUGUGUACCUCAACUGUUCACAUCUGCUCACAUGUGUACCUCAACUGCUCACAUGUGUACCUCAACUGUUCACAUGUGUACCUCAACUGUUCACAUGUGUACCUCAACUGUCCACAUGUGUACCUCAACUGUCCACAUGUGUACCUCAACUGUUCACAUGUGUACCUCAACUGCUCACAUGUGUACCUCAACUGCUCACAUGUGUACCUCAACUGUUCACAUGUGUACCUCAACUGUUCACAUGUGUACCUCAACUGUCCACAUGUGUACCUCAACUGUCCACAUGUGUACCUCAACUGUUCACAUGUGUACCUCAACUGUUCACAUGUGUACCUCAACUGCUCACAUGUGUACCCCAACUGUUCACAUGUGUACCUCAACUGUCCACAUGUGUACCUCAACUGUCAACAUGUGUACCUCAACUGUUCACAUGUGUACCUCAACUGUCCACAUGUGUACCUCAACUGCUCACAUGUGUACCUCAACUGUUCACAUGUGUACCUCAACUGCUCAUAUGUGUACCUCAACUGUUCACAUGUGUACCUCAACUGCUCACAUGUGUACCUCAACUGCUCACAUGUGUACCUCAACUGUUCACAUGUGUACCUCAACUGCUCACAUGUGUACCUCAACUGUUCACAUGUGUACCUCAACUGA
Molecule: messenger RNA, 1140 nt
Organism: Procambarus clarkii (red swamp crayfish)
Lineage: Eukaryota; Metazoa; Arthropoda; Malacostraca; Decapoda; Cambaridae
Source: RefSeq, a predicted model, not a curated record